AUGGAGAUCAUUGCCGGCCUCAAGUCCAACAAGCUAAAGCCUUUCUGGCAGAGUGUUAACGAGACACUUCCGGUGCUGGAAUACCUCUCCUCGGCCCUUUUGUCUUCCGAAUAUGAUCAAGCCCUGGGCCGGGCCCUUGCGAUGCCGGAUUGUCCGGUGGUUCCAUUUUUCGGAGCCUUCCUACGUGAGCUGCGCGAAGCCAUCGCUGUGGAGUCUAAGCACCCAGCCGAGUGCAGGGAGAAAGGGGCUUCGCAAACUAUCGGUAGGGAGGGCGAAUCCCUCGACAACGUGCCUUCGUCCUCGCCCGGCGCGAGGGCCAGUGCGGAAAGUGGCGGAGAGUCGCCGUCCGGAUGGAGCAGCUCCAGGAACACUCCCAGGACCGGGUCCCUGAGGAGGCCGGAGAGGGCCGGGGACGCCAACGCGGUCCUGGACAAGGUGGCCCUGUUCCACCGACACCGACAGGCUCGCGUCAAGGAGGCCGCAAGCGGGUCUUCGGGGUCGCUCGCCUCGGCCGGCUCGGUCGGGCCUCUUCGUCGCACCCCCAGCGUCCUGGCCUCUUCGGCGCCCUCUUCGGAGCCCUCCUCGGCGUCCUCCUCGGGUCCCGAGCCCGCCCACCCUCUGGAGGAGUGCGACGAGAACGACUACCACCUUGACCUAGACACCUACAAGCCGGUUCAGCCCCUCGCUAUCGACCAUGGGAUCGCCCUCUUCCCCGUGGCCGCCCCCAACGCCGGGAUGGACCUCCAUCUCCUGCAGGUGUUGCACCACGGCUCCACCCUGGUCCACUGGGACUGCGAAGGAGCCAGCUCUCGGACGGCUUUGGUUUUCGCGAGGAUCGACCGAGCUUGCGGAACCAUCGUCUGGGAGAAGCCUCCCUGGAGUCCCCUCAGGACAGCUCCCCCGGGAUCCGGGAGCGAGUUCCUCCUGAACGUUAACCCCGAAGAAGGCGUGCCGACCGGGCUGGUCAGUAGAUACGCCACCCAGCAGGACGACUGCACCCUGGUCAGCCUGGAGGAAGGAUAUCUGGACCUGACAGCGGUCAAGGAGAUCACCGUUGGAUGCUGCGACAGGGACAAAGAGGCCGACCUGCGGAGUACCUGCAGGAGAUACGGCCUCCCUGCACCUGACUCCUGUAUCGGCCUGAUGUACGGCUCCAACCUGUCCGACAAUCGACUCAUGUUUCUACUCUGCCCACCGUCCCUCAACAAAAUAUGGUACACGGGCCUGUGCUGCAUCCUAAAAGGCCUGAAGCGUCAGCAGCAGUUGACAGACCGAAGAUCCCGCUGGUUGAAGGAAAAGUAUCUACAAUUGUUUUUCGAAGAACGUUGUUUGGAGCCAAUGACAGCAGAUGCCAUCCGUUCUUUCGGCGGGCGCGACUGGUCGAUGACAGAAAGCAUCGGCACCCUGUCACCGACCAGCAGUUCCACUCUUCGGCGUCGAAACGUCAAAGGAAAAAAGACAAAAUCCAUCGGCAACAUCCACGCGUUGACGAAGGAACUGAGCUUCAAGCAGUACGACUCCUCGUCCUCGGACGGAGGUCUGAGUGCAGCCCCUCUGCGCCACGUGGCCGGCAGCAGGGAAUCCUUGACGAGGAUUAUCCCAGCAUCCCCCAGGUCCAGCAGGGACAGGGUACCACCUCGCAGCCCCCCGGGCUCUGCCGAGAGGAUCGUGACCUCGACCCUGCCGUACUCCAGUUUACAGAGCCUAUUGUGUGUUGCCAGAGAGAAGGACAGGAACGGGUCCAGCGGACCAGGACUUGUCGCUGACUCGCCCUGGCAGGUCAAGGCCAGGGCCACUUCCAUCAUGUACGAGACCCAGCUCAACUUCGUCGAGUUCGUCGCCCUCUUCCGCUCGUUCAGCCUGAGGGCCAGGAAGGACCUCAGGGACCUCUUCGCCCAGCUGGCCAUCAAUUGCAGGAGUCAAAGCGAUGGUUCGCUACGAGACUUCACCGCCCGUCCGCUGGUUCUCAGGCAGACUAGCGACAGCACCCCCCAACGCAUCGGUCUACUAACGAGGAACAACUCAAUCGACUGUUACGAGUACAAGACGAGCAGCAACCUACACAAGAAGCAGAUCUUCGACGCCGUGGCAGCAGCUAGUAUCGUCAACAACUGCUCCGGCGUUGACACCUCGAAAUCCCAGGUGAUUACCCUGGCCACCUUCACCAAGUUCCUGGAGUCCCGACAGCAGGAGAAACUUACGGACGAAGAGAUCAAGGCUCUGGUCAAGAGACACGAGCCGGACCCGACGUUGCGUACACAGUACUGUUUGUCUUUCGAAGGCUUUGCACGUUACAUGAUGGACAAAGACAAUUACGCUUUCCCCAACGAGUACGCGACUCCCUGUGACGAGGAGAUGCAGCAGCCUCUUUCCCAGUACUACAUAGCAAGCUCGCAUAACACCUAUCUCACCGGGCACCAGCUCAAAGGCGAAUCCUCCGUGCAACUAUAUUCCCAGGUUCUACUGACCGGAUGUCGCUGCGUGGAACUGGACUGCUGGGACGGGGAUGAUGGUUCACCUCUGAUCUAUCAUGGACACACGUUUACCACGAAGAUCCCUUUCCGGUCGGUGGUGGAGGCCAUCGACAAGAGCGCCUUCGUCAGCUCGCCAUAUCCGGUCAUUUUGUCCCUCGAGAACCAUUGCUCUCAGAGUCAGCAAGCCAGGAUGGCGCAGAUAUUCCAGACAGUCUUUGGGGAAAAGCUGGUUACCAAGUUCCUCUUCGACGCGGACUUUGGGGACGAUCCUCAGCUGCCUUCUCCGUCGCAGCUUCGGUACCGCAUUUUGAUAAAGAAUAAAAAACUGGUUGUUGAUCCUGGGGGCUCCUUGGCCUAUGCGGCACUCGGUCCUCGGGGUAAAAUGUUGAUGUCGGAUCGGGCUUCCUCUAUGAAGCAGAUGCGCACAGAUACGAGCAGCGCUUCGGCCGUUGAAUACUACAGCGAGGGCGAGGAUGACGAGGAGGGUGACGUCUAUGACGAUAACGAAGAGAACGCCGACGGUGUAUUUUCGUUUUCAGACAAUUCCAUCUCCAGCUACGAGAGGUCCCUCGGAAGCAACCAAAUCCCCCACAGCCGCUUCAAGUCGGACACGGCCGUGGAAGACAAAUCCCAAAAGCAGAGCAGUCAAAUAGCUAAGGAACUGUCGGAUCUGGUUGUAUAUCUACAGGCGAUUAAAUUCCGCGGGCUGAACACAACUCCAGGGACCUGUCCCAUCGGGAAACCACGACACCAACCGCACACCGGUACGGUUCAAAGACACAGCAUAGCCGGAAUCGGUACCAGCAGUAUCGCGUCCUCUUCGGGAUCGCCCCAAUCCCUGUCGACGUCGGCUUCGAUAGCCAGCGGGGGCAGCAACAUCGAGAACUUCUUCAGAUCCACCCGAGGCGUUCCCGCCUGUUUCCAGUGUUCCUCUCUGAACGAAAACGCGGCGAAAAAAAUUUGUCGCAAGCAACCCUUGGGAGUAGUCGCGCACGCGGAGACUCAGCUGAUCCGCACCUAUCCAGCGGGUAUGAGGAUAGAUUCGUCAAAUUUCAACCCGGUCAUCUUCUGGGCCUUCGGCAUCCAGAUGGUGGCCCUGAAUUACCAGACCGACGACGCGGCCCUCCAUUUAAAUGCCGCCAUGUUCGAGCAAAACGGGCAGGGUGGAUACGUGAGGAAACCGUCCGUCAUGUGGGACAAGGGCCACAUGAUGUACAGGCGGUUCAAUCCCUGGGACAAGGAAUUCGACGGGUUGCAUUCGGCACACCUAACGCUAUCGGUGGUAUCCGGGCAGUACGUCUCCCCCACGAACCUGUUAGCCAACACCUACGUAGAGAUCGAGAUGGUAGGGAUCCCCAUAGACUGUGCCAAACACAAGACCAAGGUCGUCCAUAGCAACGCCCUGAACCCUAUAUGGAAUGAGAAGUUCUGCUACCAGGUGAUGUUCAAGGACCUGGCCUUCCUGAGGUUCAGCGUGGUAGAGGCCAGCUCCCAUCACCUGAUCGCACAGCGAGUCCUACCUCUGAAGUGCCUGAGACCGGGCUACAGACACGUGAGACUGCGCUCCUGCAAGAACAAACCCCUGGCCCUAUCUACCCUGUUCAUCUACUCGAGGAUGGAGGAGGAGAGCCUGGACUUCAACGCCUGCUGCCACGAUCACAAGGAGUCCAAGAAGACGUCCUCCGGCAAGGAGCCCGAGAAGCUGACCACAGUCGACCCGGGUCUCGGUGGAGUGACCCUCAAGCGGCGCAUGUUCUUCCUGAUGGUCUAUCACGUGAUCCCGGAAGAGCCGUACACCAUCCUGAAGGUGACGCAGGAGAGCACCACCCAGGAGGUCAUGCUGCAGGCUCUGCAGAAGGCAGGGAUCUCCGCCGACCACGUGGACGAAUACAUCCUGGUAGAGGAGGUGUCCCGGGGCUGGGAGAAGAGGGACCGGGAGGAGCUGCCCACUCAGAGGGUCCUGGACCCCACGGAGCACCCGCUCCAGGCCCAGGCCCUCUGGAAGGGGCAAGGGCGGUUCCUGCUGAAGAGGGUCGGCGACGACCCCAGCAGCAGGGCCUGGUUGGCCUCCAUCAGAAGCACGGCGGGCCACUCGAAACUUUGCGACAACGCCGCCCGGGACCAGGAGCAAUCGCACAUCUGGGGCGAGGCCAACACCUUCCUGGUCUGCAUCUACAACGUCUCGCCGGAGAUUCCGUACGCCAUCCUCAGGGUGCCGGUCAGCAGCUCCGCGCAGGACGUCCUGGCCCAGGCGCUGGUCAAGGCUCGCAGGAUGGAGGACCCCAUGAAAUUCGCUCUCAUCGAGGAGCUCGAGUGGGGCGGCGCCGGCGCCGUUGGCAGCGGCAACCGACAGCUAAGGGUACUCAGGGAUGACGAGAACGUCUACAGCACCCAGGCCUUCUGGAAGACCCUCGGUAGGUUCAUCCUCAGGGAACGGGAGCAGGCCAUCCCCAGGCGACACCUGUUGCCGGCCACCCUCGACAGGCUGAGCAAGGGCUUCUCCGUGGGGAGGUCCGUCUCCCUGCCGGGGUCCAGCAAGGAGAAGGUCCCCGUCGCCGAAGCCCUCUCGGACCCCACCUCCAGGGGUCUGAGGCAUCGACUCCUCCUCUCGGGUCGCCGAAGAGAGGUCCACUCUGAUGGCGAAGAGUGUCGAGAGUCCGACCUACUCAACGCCGCUCUUCACCUCAAGAAGGUUUCCUUACGCAAAUUCCGCGUCUGGAAAUCUUAG
Molecule: messenger RNA, 5202 nt
Organism: Orussus abietinus
Lineage: Eukaryota; Metazoa; Arthropoda; Insecta; Hymenoptera; Orussidae
Product: 1-phosphatidylinositol 4,5-bisphosphate phosphodiesterase epsilon-1
Exons: 12
Coding region: 1-5202 (1733 amino acids)
Biological process (GO): phosphatidylinositol-mediated signaling; lipid metabolic process; small GTPase-mediated signal transduction
Molecular function (GO): guanyl-nucleotide exchange factor activity; phosphatidylinositol-4,5-bisphosphate phospholipase C activity
Source: RefSeq, a predicted model, not a curated record